Messenger RNA from Solanum lycopersicum (tomato), 1548 nucleotides. The record is from RefSeq and is a predicted model, not a curated record. Lineage: Eukaryota; Viridiplantae; Streptophyta; Magnoliopsida; Solanales; Solanaceae.
AAAUGCAUGUUCAUUUCAAUUAAAAUCUCAAAUAUGCAUUAGAUUAUUAUUAGCUCACCUUGUUUGCCCUUUUUGUUAAUGCAUUUGAAACAAAAUUAGAUGAAGGAGGGAUGUCUUAUAUAUAUACAUAUAUAUGUAUAUAACGUCAAAUAUAGUAAAUGUUGAAUCACCUUUGACUUCUUUACUUCGUUAUAUUCAGAAUCUCUUUCGUGAAAAUUGUGGAUGUAGCUUUUAGGCCUAGAAUAUCAAUGUUGUUUAUCUUCUUUUCCAAAUAGAUAUUGUAAUUAUGUUAUGACAAAUAAACAGGUCGAUGUAAUUAAUAUACUAUGUAAUUUUCUUUACUACUAUUUUGAAGUAUUAUGCAAAUGGUUAUGUGUUGUUUAUAUAUUUGAGGAUUAAGUUCAUGUAUAUAGUUUUUUGAUAUUGCAGUUUAAAUCUCCUUUGUGUUGCUUGUGCUAAAGUGUUGACGAUCAAUGUCCGGGUUCAAUGAUCUUGUUCCUAAUGGAGAUUGGCUACCAACUAGCCCGAGCCCCAGCCCGAGCUCAAGAGCACUCAUCUCUUCACUGAGAGCUGAUGAUUUUGGAUGGCCAGCUCAUCUGGAGGAAGCUAAUGAAAGUACAUGCAAAAACCUCGUGGUCGAGCCUCAAGAGCAUGUCAACUGGAGCAACUCUGUUGGAAAUGAUGGGGCACAAACUGGUGCAAUGACUAAUCAAACAGUGAAUGUGAGUGCACCAUCAAAGCAGAACACGAGUUCUCGUGGAGGGCUCAUGGAAAGAAUGGCAGCUAGAACUGGAUUUAACGUCUCGAGGCUGAACACAGAUGGACUUAGACCUUCUUUUGUGUCACAGAAUCAAGAGAUUAAGUCUCCUUAUUUGAGUAUUGCUGCUGGUCUCAGUCCAUCAAUCCUCUUAUAUUCACCUGUUAUGCUCUAUAAUUCACUGGUAUGUACCUCACUCUAUAAUUCACUGGUAUGUACCUCACACUUCCUGUUUAAGAUCGAAUGUCUCUCUCUUUUAUUUGUUUGUUAGUAACCGAGAUAUAGCAUAAUGUUUUUACUCUUUGAUUUCGAUUAUCACCUGUAUUUUUGGUGCUUUCGUAAUCCCAUUAUUUUGUUGGUAAUACUGUUCUUUCCUCUGUAUGUUCUGUGUUGCUCUCAUUUCACGUUAUUUAGGUGUUGUUAUUGCUCUCAUUUCUAUAUUCUCUUAUUCAAAAUGCUCUAUAAUAUCCCUAGGUCUAUCAGAAAUAGUCUCUCUACCUCUACAAGGUAGGGGUAAGUUUUGUGUACACUCGGAGUAUGUUGUUGUUAAUAACUGAGAAAUCUCUGAAAUCCAGUGGUGCACGGUCUGAAACUAGGUUAAUAAUGAACUCGUCCCUCUAUUCUUCUUCACUUAAGUAUCCGGCUUUUUGUCUGCAGCACGGUUUGAAUUGAUGACGUGCGUCUAAUCCACACAUAGAUAAUGUGCUGGAUUUGUCUUGCUUAUUAUAGGCUAGUCUCUAGAUUAUGUUGUGAAACAGGAAUUUGUCUAAACUGUCAAAGAAGUUCGCUAA